AAAGGCGUUGAAAACUGCACGAGCUGAAGGAGGGAGAGAGGGGGGCGGCUUCACUUAACUAAUGGUGAGAGAGGGACAGCGGGAGAGAGAGAGGGCGCGAGCUAGUUUUAAGUAUUGGACAGAUAUAUCAGCCUCGUCCCGCCUUCAACUCCUGUCAGGCGUCCAGAGCGCGCGCACACCGGUGACAAGACAGAGCGCGCGAGGCUGGAGGUCGGGACGCCGAGGCUGUUUAUGAUUGUGUGCCAAAACGGGAUAAGGGCGCCGUCCAAGACAGACACACGUUAGCUCGCCCGAGACCGUGGACGCGGAGGAUAAAGCGAAAAGAAGUUUGAGCUGUGACCUAAAGCCCUUCACCUGCCCAGACUGCCACCCAUGGAAAACUUUAACGGGCUGGAAACAUCACCUCGUACUGCGUGCGGAAGCGACUCGUGAGCUGGCCUGCGCUGUGAAGUUAUUAUUUUUUACAUGAAUAUCAUCCAGUCCCUUUAAAACGAUUUGUCCUGAAUCCUUUUCACCGCACCGGCAUCUUAAUCCGGAUUCUUCAUAUAUGGGAAAGGGGGAGUAAAGUGAUGAACAGAGCGGUACCGGGUCCCGGCGCGGAUGGGGUCCAGACCGUGAUCAGCCGGGACAGAGCCGUAGCCGGGCCAGUGGCGGACGCGGUCCAGCCCGUGAUGAGUCGGGACAGAGCGGUACCGGCGCCCGGCGGGGACGGGGUCCAGACCGUGGUGGGCCCAGACAGCGGAGACAUGCUGGACGGAGGGGCCGCCGGGGAGAAGCGGAUCUUCUCCAACACGGGGGCCGGACGCAGAGACGCUCAGGCCGUGGAGAACCACUCGGAACCUCCUCCGACGAACCCGGUGUUAGCCCCGCCACAGCAGGGCCCGACCGGGCACCGGACCACCUCUUUCUCCGUACUGGACAUUUUGGACCCCAACAAGUUCACGAGCAGCCGGCGACACCAGCAGCAGCACGCGAACCACCGAGGGGAGCGCGAGCCCAGCGCAUACGGGGCAGAGAACCGGAGAGAAGCCGCGGGGGAGCGCGAGCCCAGCCUGGAGGCCAGCAAAGGCUGCUACGGCGCCGAUGAAUACCCCAGCAAGGAAGGCUUUGUAUACAGAAGCCCAGAUGAGGAUGACUACCACAGAUCUGGGACCCCAGACUCAGAGGCUCCAGACGGGCCCUACAGCAGUGAGGAGAGCAGUUCAGCUAUGCCCGGUAAUGAAGAAAGAGAUCUGGGCCAGCACAACCACCAGGACCCUGGCCGAGACACCACAAGCCCUGGAGGAGGCCCUGCAGUCCAGAACAAUGGGGGCCAGGGGCCGCAGGGCAAGCCCAAGAGGAAGCGCUCUGGCUCGGACUCCAAGUCAGGGAAGCCCCGUAGAGCCCGGACUGCCUUCACCUACGAGCAGCUGGUGGCGCUGGAGAACAAGUUCAAGUCGACGCGCUACCUGUCAGUGUGUGAGCGGCUCAACCUGGCCUUGUCGCUGUCCCUCACUGAGACCCAGGUCAAGAUCUGGUUCCAGAACCGCCGGACCAAGUGGAAGAAACAGAACCCCGGUGCCGACACCUCCGCCCCCACUGGCACAGGAGGAGCAGGAGGAGCAGGAGGUACGGGAGGAGCAGCAGGAGGCCUGGGCGGCCUCAGCCCUCUCAGCCCAUCCCCUCCAAUCAGCGGGCACCUGGCCAUGCACGCUGGCUACGCGGGCCACCAUCAUCCCCCUGCAGGCAGCCUGGUCCAGCUGCCUUUCCUCACCGCCAGCCACGUCCUGUCCCCCUUCAUGCUGGGGACACAGAGCUACGCUGCACCUGCCUUCUACAGCACACACCUGUAAACACACACACACCUGACAGAUCAAUCCUCUGAGCCCAGAGAGACUGGAAUGUUUCAGUGUAUGAAUGAACUGCAGCACAGCAGACAGACUGUCAGCGUGUCUCCUUUUUACUACCAACAUUUGAAGGCUUUAAUUUCAAGGGAUUAUUUUGAUAGAAUGUGAAUAUCUACCAGAAACUGUACAUAAAUCUAUGUUCUAGCUCCCUAUUCCGAAUGCUGUUUUAAACUACAUAAUAGACAAAUAGUUGAUUUCCUUGUUUUGAAAAGAGUCUGUAUGAAUAUUGGAUGUUUAUAACUUAAGGAAUGGCUUGAUCUAUUGUCAGUACCGUGUAACUCCAGCUGUGAUUGUUUUCAUUUCUGUUAUUUAUUGAAUUUGUUGACAGUUUCCAUAAAAUCCUUGGAUGUACUAAAUCCUCAACUCAACAUGAUA
Messenger RNA from Micropterus salmoides (largemouth bass), 2261 nucleotides. It is a transcript of the gene nkx1-2b, whose product is annotated as NK1 transcription factor related 2-like,b. Gene Ontology annotation, molecular function: DNA-binding transcription factor activity, RNA polymerase II-specific; RNA polymerase II cis-regulatory region sequence-specific DNA binding. Gene Ontology annotation, cellular component: nucleus. The coding region runs from base 570 to 1832 and encodes 420 amino acids. Gene Ontology annotation, biological process: regulation of transcription by RNA polymerase II; cell differentiation. The transcript is spliced from 3 exons. NCBI's taxonomy places the organism in Eukaryota, Metazoa, Chordata, Actinopteri, Centrarchiformes, Centrarchidae. The record is from RefSeq and is a predicted model, not a curated record.